GAAAAAAAUUCAAAGUCCUUGUCCUCAUGGAGUUGGUUUACAUCCUAAGAGAGGAAGAAAUACAGUAAACAGACAAAUAUACGAACUGGCAAGUGGAGAAGAGUGCUAAAAAGAAAAAUAAAGCAGAGUAAAGAUAGAGUCCCUGGACAGUGGUUAGAGGGAGACCUUUGUGAUGAGUAGACAUUCAAGCAGAGACCUGAAUUAGGUUAGGAAGAAAGCAAUGUAGCUAUCUAGGCAGAGGGAACAGCAAGGCAAAGACUCUGAGGUAGGAACCCAAUGUGGCCAGAGCAGAGUGAGGUAGAAAUGAUAGGGUAUGGGGAAAGGAGCAUGGGACAGGGUGGGUAAUAGGCAAGAUCAUGUCAGGCCUAAUAGACCACGGUUAAGACUUUGGAUUUUAUGCUGACUAGAAGCCAUUGGAGAACUUUGAGCAGAGGAAUGACAUGGUGUGAGUUAGUUUUUAAGUGGUCAGUCUGAUUUCUGUUUGGAGAACAGACUGGAGUAGAAUUGGAGCAGAGAUGAGACUGGUUAGGACUGUUGCCAAGCUCCAGACAAAAGAUAAUGGUGGCUUGGACUCAGGAGGUGGUCGUACAGGUGGUAAUAAGCAGUCAGCUUCAGGAUAAAUUUUGAAGUUUAGAGUUGACAAGAAUUUCUCUUGAUGAUACCAUGUGCCAGGUUUUAUUUUAAGUGUUUAAUACUAAUUAUUUAAAAUUCAUAAAAAGCUUUUGAGGUAGGUACAGUUAUUAUCUCUGUUUUAUAGUUUAGAAGAAAAAAGCACAGAAAAGUAGCUUGUCCAAGGUCAUACAGCUAAAAAGUGGUGACACUGGAUUUCGAACCCAGGCAUUAUAACUCCAGAGCCUGUGCUCUAACCAUUACAGCAUUCUGUGCCCCACACCCUGCCCUGCCCCUCACCCUCCCUAUGGAGAAAUUAGAGGAAACCCCUGGGCUGGUACUAGACAAACACUGCAUAAUGCCUUCUGCCUUCCACUUUCCAUCCAGUAUGUGCAAAAUUAAUAAGAAAUAAAAUCAAAGUUUUUCUUGUUUAAUCUGCUUAUAAAGUGUUUGAGCCAGUUCUGCAUAACCUUGUCCUUUUCCUUAUUUUUCUGUGAAACUGUUUUUGAGAGAAUUUCAGAGUUUCUCAGGGGAAAUCAUAUUUUCUGACUAUUUUUCACCAGAGGAAAAGGUUGGGUCAGUAUAAACUGGUGCUGGGCAGGCUGGAGUGUAGAAGAGAGUGAGAUAAGAUUCCAGGUGUUCUUUUGGGGUUAAUUUUAACAGUUCUUUGAAACAUUCCCCCCACAAACAUACCUCAGAGAAAUGAGUUCUCAGUCAGGAUAUUGUAAACUGCUUUUUGUUUCCCUGCUCACAAUGGCCUAACUACUUUGAGUGCUUCUGACGGGCAUAAUUGAAACAAGAGAACUCUUACUGCUUCUCAUCAUCUUACCCUUAUCUUUUUCUUUUUCCUCUUUGGCUUGGGGGCUUCAGAGCACUUUCUGGGAGGGAGGAAACAGUCUUUGGAAUUCAUACAGUGGAAAUGUGUUUUCCUGGUUUCUGGCCUGGCAUAUAAGGAGCUUGGAAGUCAUCACUCCAUCCUAACAAGUAAAAAACUGAACAGACUAAAGAAUCAUCAGUCACAGGGCAAACCGCUGCUCCCAGCAUUGGAGAGACAGAGAGGCGAAUACAGAGAAUCAUGUCUUACCAGAGCAGAAGCCCACAAGCAAAAACUUCUGUGGGAACCAGUACUGAGGUAGGAAACCCUGAAUGAUGAAUUGCUGGAAGCUCAGUGUGGACAAGUCUGAGAGUUAAAAACUCCAGGGGGGUCCAGUCAUCAGGGUGGGGGGGACUCCACACUUUUGUGAGUUUCUGAACUGUAGAGCACUUCUCUUUCCCCUACAUCUCACUACCACACCACUAAAGGCUAUUUAUUAGAGUUCCUUUUACCCAGUACAUCAUGUCUGGCUUUCAACAAAUAAUUUCAAGGCAUAUUAAAAGGCAAAAAACACAGUUUGAAGAAACAGAGCAAGCAUCAGAACCAGACUCAAAUAUGACAGGGAUGUUAGGGUUAUCAAACUGGGAAUUUAAAACAACUAUGGUUAAUAUGCUAAGGACUCUAAAGGAAAAAGUAGACAACGUGCAAGAACAGAUGAAUAAUAUAAGCAGAGAGAUGGAAAUUCUGAGAAAGAAUCAAAAAGAAAGAGAGAUCAAAAACACUGUAGCAGAAAUGAAGAAUGGCUUUGAUGAACUCAUUAAUAGACUGGGUAUGGCUGGGAAAAGAAUCUCUAAACUUGAGGAUAUGUCAAUAGAACCUUCCAAAACUGAAAAAGAGAAAAAGGAGUAGAAAAAAAUGGAACAGAAUAUCCAAAAACUGUGGGACACCCACAAAAGGUAUAUGUGUAGUGGAGAAGGAGGAGAAGAGAGAGAGAAAGGAACGGAAGCAAUAUUUGAAGCAAUAAUAACUGAGAAUUUCCCCCAAAUUAAUGUCCGACACCAAUCACAGAAGCUCAGAGAACACCAAGCAGGAUUAAUGCCCAAAAAACUAUACCCAGGCAUAUUGUAUUCAAACUGCAGAAAAUCAAAGAUAAAGAAAAAAUCUUGAAAGAAGCCAGAGGAGAAAAACACCUUGCCUACUGAGGAGCGAAAAUAAGAAUUACAUCCAGCUUCUCUUCAGAAACCAAGCAAGCAAGAAGUGAGUAGAGUGAAAUAUUUAAAGUGUUGAGAGAAAUAUUUUUUCUCCAGUUGCAUUGGCUCUAAUCUAACCAAACAAAUCAAGGUUAAAUUAAAUCUGACCCUUCUCCCACAAUCCAUUGAACAGGUUUCUAAAAUAGUGGAUUGGAAGAAUGUUUGAAACAAGGAAGAAAGAAAUAGAUCCAGACACUGUAGGAAUUUCAUAGGAUUUGGUUAUGUACCAGGGGUGGUAUGAGGCAGGUGUAGACCAGGGAUGAGAUGGAAUGAUCAGAGUAAGGCCAAAGUAGGCGUGAGAUAUUUGAAUCAAGAUUUAGAAAUGGCAGAGGACCACUGAACCUGCCGUUCUGUUUUCCAUGGCCUUUAGUUUUCCAAGUGCCACUCUUUAGGUUACUAGGCUACCAUUAAGGGUCAGAACCUUGGAGAGUUCCAUACAGCACAGGGCAGGAGAAAUGUGAAUGUAACUAUUGCACUGGCAUGAAGAAGACAGGAUAAAGGCUCUUAAUAAUUGAUGCUGAAACAACUGUCUUGUUUUCUCUUUAUUGGAAUCUCCCAGAUUUAAAAGGCUGGUACCUCUUUCUCCCCCAACCUCAUGGAGAUCUUGGUGGGGCUAGAGAUGUCACUCCAUCUUGUGGAACAAGGACAAAGCUAUCUUAGCUGCAAUGGAAUUUUCAUUAAAUUCUGAUGCUACAGAGGGACGUGGGGCUUUCAGAUACUUGUACUCUCUCCUAAGGACUCUCAUACGACUACCUUGCUAAUCAUGGCCGGUUAAACGAGUCUGAGGCCAGGCGCAAAUUCUGGCAAAUCCUGUCAGCUGUUGAUUAUUGUCAUGGUCGGAAGAUUGUGCACCGUGACCUCAAGGCUGAAAAUCUCCUGCUGGAUAACAACAUGAAUAUCAAAAUAGCAGAUUUCGGUUUUGGAAAUUUCUUUAAAAGUGGUGAACUGCUGGCAACAUGGUGUGGCAGCCCCCCUUAUGCAGCCCCAGAAGUCUUUGAAGGGCAGCAGUAUGAAGGACCACAGCUGGAUAUUUGGAGCAUGGGAGUUGUUCUUUAUGUUCUUGUCUGUGGAGCUCUGCCUUUUGACGGACCAACUCUUCCGAUUUUGAGGCAAAGGGUUUUAGAAGGAAGAUUCCGGAUUCCAUAUUUCAUGUCAGAAGAUUGUGAGCACCUCAUUCGAAGGAUGUUGGUCCUAGACCCAUCCAAACGGCUAACCAUUGCUCAAAUCAAGGAGCAUAAAUGGAUGCUCGUAGAAGUUCCUGUACAGAGGCCUACUCUCUAUCCACAAGGGCAAGAAAAUGAGCCAUCCAUUGGGGAGUUCAAUGAGCAGGUUCUGCGAUUGAUGCACAGCCUUGGAAUAGAUCAACAGAAAACCAUUGAGUCUCUGCAGAACAAGAGCUAUAACCAUUUUGCUGCCAUUUAUUUCUUGUUGGUGGAGCGCCUGAAAUCACAUAGGAGCAGUUUUCCUGUGGAGCAGAGACUUGAUGCCCGCCAGCGUCGGCCUAGCACCAUUGCUGAACAAACAGUUGCCAAGGCACAAACGGUGGGGCUCCCAGUGACCAUGCAUUCGCCGAAUGUGCGACUGAUGCGAUCUGCCCUCCUCCCACAGACGUCCAAUGUGGAGGCCUUCCCAUUCCCAGCCUCGGGCUGUCAGGCGGAAGCAGCCUUCAUGGAAGAAGAGUGUGUCGACACUCCAAAGGUGAAUGGCUGUCUGCUGGACCCUGUGCCGCCUGUGCUGGUGAGGAAGGGGUGCCAGUCAUUGCCCAGCAACAUGAUGGAGACCUCCAUUGAUGAAGGGCUGGAGACAGAAGGAGAGGCUGAGGAGGACCCCAGCCAGGCCUUUGACGCGUUCCAGUCCACGCGCUGUGGGCAGAGACGGCACACCCUGUCGGAAGUGACCAACCAGCUGGUGGUAAUGCCGGGGUCAGGGAAAAUUUUCUCCAUGAGUGACAACCCCUCCCUUGACAGUGUGAACUCUGAGUAUGAUAUGGGGUCUGUUCAGAGGGACCUGAACUUCCUUGAGGACAGCCCUCCGCUUAAGGACAUCAUGUUAGCCAAUCAGCCAUCACCCCGCAUGACGUCUCCCUUCAUAAGCCUGAGACCCGCCAACCCGGCCAUGCAGGCUCUGAGCUCCCAGAAACGAGAGGCCCACAACAGGUCGCCAGUGAGCUUCAGAGAGGGCCGCAGGGCGUCAGACACCUCCCUCACCCAAGGAAUUGUAGCAUUUAGACAACAUCUUCAAAAUCUGGCUAGAACCAAAGGAAUCCUAGAGUUGAAUAAAGUGCAGUUGCUGUAUGAACAAAUAGGAUCGGAGGCAGACCCUAACUUGGCCUCAGCUGCUCCUCAGCUCCAAGACGUGGCCAGCAGCUCCCCUCAGGAGGAAGUUUCUCAACAGCAGAAAAGCGUGUCUGCUCUCGCCACCAGCGUGCGUCCUCAGCUCUCCCAGCGGCAAGGCCUGGAAGCCCAGUACCUGCAGCACAGACUCCAGAAGCCCAGCCUUCUGUCAAAAGCCCAGAACACCUGUCAGCUUUAUUGUAAAGAACCACCGAGGAGCCUUGAACAGCAGCUGCAGGAACACAGACUCCAACAGAAGCGACUCUUCCUCCAGAAACAGUCUCAGCUGCAGGCGUAUUUUAAUCAGAUGCAAAUAGCGGAGAGCUCGUACCCACAGCAGAGUCAGCAGCUGCCCCUUCCCCACCAGGAGACACCACCGCCAUCACAGCAGCCACCGCCAUUCAGCCUGACCCAGCCUCUGAGCCCCGUCCUGGAGCCUGCUUCAGAGCAAAUGCAAUACAGCCCUUUCCUCCGCCAGUACCAGGAGAUGCGGCUGCAGCCCCUGCCCUCCUCGCCUGGUCCCCGGGCUCCACCGCCGCUGCCCGUGCACUUGCAGCAGCAGCAGCCGCCACCGCCGCCGCCGCCACCACCACCGCCACAACAGUCGGGAGCUGCCCCAGCACCCUUACAGUUCUCCUAUCAGACUUGUGAGCUGCCAGGCGCUGCCUCCCCUGAGCCAGACUAUCCCACUGCCUGUCAGUACCCCAUGGAUGGAGCCCAGCAGAGCGGCAUGGCAGCUCCAGACUGUCCCAGGAGCUCAGGACCGCAGGAGGCCCCCUCCAGCUACGACCCUCUAGCCCUCUCUGAGUUCCCUGGACUCUUCGAUUGUGAAAUGCUAGAGGCUGUGGACCCACAGCACAGUGGUUACGUCCUGGUAAAUUAACCUCAGCACAGGAAGUAAGGCGGGUCAAGUAAAGGAAGAGUAUUUCUAUUUGUAUUCCAGCCUUUUAAAUUUAAAGCUUAUUUUCCUGCCCUCUCCCUAAUGGGGAAAAAAUCAAGUCACCCAACUGGAAUCAGAGGGCCUGGCCGGGUGGAUGUUGCUUCCUCCUGCCUCUGUCCCACCAGUUUUCUGUGGCAAGUGCUGGAACAUAGUUGUAGGCGGAAGCUCACGCCCUUAGGUCAAGUGGAGCAAGCUCUCACGGGAGGCACCAAAAAAUGUUUUUAUACGAAGAAGGCAUCCAGACCCAGGUUUUAUGCAAAACUCCACCAAUUCGUUAUCGAGGGAGACCUUGGUGAACGCAGGAAAAAUGUGUGCCAUUGUAUAUGGGCAAAAAAAAAGGCAAUAUAUUUUUCACUGAAGCCAAGCAACAACAUGUUGCUUAAAGGCAGAUCAAGAAUGCAUAAUGAAAUUUGAUGCACAGGAAAUAAAGGACAGUGUACUUGGUCAUUGAAUCCUAAGUUCUAAGCUGCUGAGGCAAGUUGUCCCUGAGGCCAUUGAAAAGCAGUAGAGUGUGAGCUUUGUUUCAGGGGCCACUACAUAAUGGCUGGUACUGACCCCUGAGACCAGUGGUCAUCUCCCCCUGGGAGCGGGUGACACACCACUUCAGAAGGUGCCCUGGGUUACAGAACGUCAGAGUGUACUUGGCACCAAAGAUGUCACCUGUAGAACCAGAGACCCACCGCAGUGGAGACUGGGGGCACGAAUUCAAGAAGCCGUCAGGAGCAGCAGCCCCGGGCCGGGGAAGACGGGCUCUCCCUGCACAGUCCUUGUGGAGACUUCUGGUUCGAGCAGUGGGUCUUUAGAGGACCUGGCGUCUCUUUUAAAAUGUAAUAACUACUUUGACUUUACACUCUAUGUUGCUAGUAGUUUGAGCUUUGUAUAUUUGGACAGUUUCAUAUAGGGCUUAGCAAUUUUAAGGACAAGACAAAUGAACUUUGAUCUCCCAUGUGAAGUGGUAGUGCUGUGCCUUUUCCCCCAGAUCAUGCUUUAAUUCUUUCUUUUCUGUAGAAACCAAUAGUUUUCCAUUGAUGUCAAUGCUAAAUCCAAAGUCACUUCAGAGUUUGUUUUCCACCAUGUGGGAAUCGCAUUCUUAAUUUCCGUAAAGUUCUGACUUGUAAUGAAAUGUUCAAGUAUUACAGCAAUAUUCAAAACCACAGAUGUGUUAACCAUUAAGCAGAUCAUCUGCCAAACACGUUAUCUUACUAGUAAAUUAACCCUUACAAUUCAUUCAUCAGAGUAAGUAAAAACUAGAUGCUACAGCUAGUUAACUGUAUACCUAGACGUCAUGAGUAACUUGUCAUUUGGACAGUAACAUCCAAGGGUUACAAAUUCAGUAUUAUUUACAAAGACUAUCGUUUCUGUCCUUUAGAACGGCUUGUCUAUCAGCAGAUGAAUGCGCUAAGCACAAAGCAUCUUCCUUAAAGCACAAAGAAGAGAGAUACUCCAGUGAUGCUGCAUCUAGAACACACCUUUAAGUUGCCUUUCCUCUUUGUAGUAAGUGUCCAGGCAGGUGAGGAGAAGCAUGGAAAGUCUAAGGAGUUCUGUUCCAGCCCCCGCCCAGCCCCGCCCAGCAUUGGAACUGGAGCAUCCUUGUCAUCGGCUCCACUUGGCGCCAGGCCCGUUCACAGAGGCUCUCUGCGUGGGGUUGGACUCUGGGUGUUAGCAAGAAAGGGUGGUGCGGAGGACUGUCAUGCUGUGAUUUAGCAACACGCAGUGAAAAUCCAGGAAGAAUGAUGUUCCUUCUAUGGAUUAUUCUCCUUCAUGCUUAAGAUUGAUGAUUUCAUGAAAUAGAUCACAUCGUUUCAUUUAAGGGAUCCUUUCAUUAAGAUCUCUAAUCUGUUCUAAGGUUUUGCAAAAUAAGCCAGUUAUAAAAUAGGGCUUGAUUUGUUUAGGCUGAAGGAUAUUUCCCAAAAUAUACUACAGAAGCGCUGUAAUAUUUAUAAAAUUAAAACGCUUUCCAGAUUGAAAAUGCAGGCCGCUCAUUUCAGAGUCGCAGGAAUGGCACAGUUACAGAUUGGCAUAAACACCUGCCUCCCGGCAAGGCCAUCAGCCACUUAGCCUGGGAAACCUCGGAGCUAUGGCAGGACGAGCGGGCUGACAGAUGAGAGACAGCGGCGAGGCUGUUGGAAGGUUAAAGGGCCCAGAGAGAGACAUGGGGAGGCACCAGCAGGGCCAGGUAUGGUAGGAACCGACAGACCAGCGGCGCGGGCACUCACCUGGCCAGUGCGUGACCCGCCUGCCGGACCUGUGUUGUAAGCUCCUGUUUGUUUUUCUCAUUUAUUUCAAGCAGAAAUCAAUAAAUUCCCUAACGAUCUGUAUUUACUGAAACGUAAGGUGGUGAGAGGAGACUGCUUCUGUUGGUCAAUCAGGUGUUUUCCCAGCCCUGUCUGAUCAUUGCCGUUGCUCUGUCCCCUAACUAGUGACCUGUGUAAGCUGCCAAGCCGUUUUCUCCUCACAAAUACUGAAGUAACACUAAGAAGGCUUCGUACCUCUCUUUUUAUGAGAGGCUGCUUUGAAAGAACGACUUUCUUUCCAGUCUGUUUCACAUUAGCAGUGUGUACACUACUGUAUAAUAAUCAUUAGCUUUAUUACUUUGUAAACCAGGCUCCUCUGAAGAGACUUUGGUGAGAUGAACGUGAGGUAAAAAUUUCAUUCAGCAAAAAGUGCAAUAUGUGUGGUACUUUCUUUAUUUUUUGUUUAUGUUCUUUUUUUAAUCCAGGGGUAUUAGUCUCUGCUUUGGGAAAAAAAGCACUAGUUCUGCCAUUUCUAGUCGGGCAAGUGUGUCUCUGGUAUUUACGUGCAGCUGAUACGCAGGUCCCUGUAAGGCAAACAGAGCGUGUUAAUGCAAAGAGGGAGGGUGGCUGCUCCAUUUCAAAACUGCCGUGAGCUCCACUGACGACGCCUCGCCGCCCCUCGCCCCCUCUGCCCCUCCCGGGCCUGCAGUGGCCUCUUGCUACCUUGGCAACAGAGAAGGGGGCAGAAGGUUCGCCACACCAGCCACCCUCCAACAUCGGCGUAAUGGGAGACAUCUGGGGCCGCCACGGAGGACCAGGAGAUGGGACUAAAGGACUCUGUGAGUUCUGGUAUGAACAAAACCCCUUCCUUUCUGAAUCAAACUCUGCCUCCUGGGAAAGAGAAAGUCCCUUUCUUCCUCAGAAAUAAAGAACUCGCGAGGGUUUAAGCUGUCCUGCGUUGGUUAGGUGGGACUGGCAGGAGCUUGGGAUGGGGACUAAAGGCAGCCCUUGGCUGGAGUUCCUGGAGGAAGGGGGGUGCCCUGUGUCCUUAUGGGGCGAGAGGCAACCACCUUGGGGGAGUAUCGCCCUCCAGUAGACAUAAGGCCUCUGCAGAAGGGACUCAUCUGGCACUGGCCUCUCCCACUCUGCCCCCACACUGUCAUUAGUACCUAAAAGGGGGGCUCUCAGAGAAAAGAAUUCUGCCUAAUCGUUAGUGUUGGGGAGAAGGGUGUGUGCUCAGCUAGAGUGACAGGGUGGCCAACCAGAAACUAAAGAAAGGGGACAAGCAGCAGCUUCUCGUGCUAGCUGGCCCGGGGUCCCGGUGCGGAGGUGAGCACAGCCUCUGGCCAGGGGCAGGCAGUUCAGACAGGUGGACAGGAGGACAUGAGUGGCUUCUUUUGCAGGUACUUAAAUAUUGGGCGCUAUGUUGGGGUAGAAUUUUCAGCUCUGUAUUACAUUUAAAAACCCCUAUUCAACAGUUACCCUCAGGCACCCUAAGGGUUUAAAGGAAAUUCAUAGUGGGGAUAACUUUUUCACAUUCCUCCUCCUCUAGAGACAGUACAUAGUGUCACUUGACAACACUGGCCCCAGUGAGCAGCUGCGGAGUCCCAGUGCUGGGGCUGACCUGGGCUGCAUCUGCACCCCACACUGGGCUGCCUCUCCUGCCUCCUCGGAAGCCACCCGAGCCGCUCGGUCCCUUUGUGCCUAGACAUCAAAGGUAAAAACUGGAGAACAGGUAGUAAGUUGGAGUCAUUGUCUAGGCAGGGACCUUUGAUCAUUUUGUUGCUUUUAAAGGAAAUUCGUACAGAACUUAUCUUCAAAGUGAUGUGUGGAAGACAAGAGCAGUAUCAUCUGCCUCUGUUUCUAAACUGGACAAAGAUAAAUCUUUUUCAUUUAUGUAUCCCUUCUCACAGGUUCAGUAGUACGGUCCUCCCGGGCCUGCGGCCCCAGGGAAGUGACUGGUUACGGAGCCCUUUCUGUCUCGGCCUGCGGCCCCUGGAAGGCAGCAGGAUAAACACAGGCUGGCCUUCCAAAGCCCCUUUUGCCUCAGAGUGUCUGGUCUCACAGUGCCCCUCACAUACUUGUUUUACCAUUUUUUCCCCAUUAAGGUAGCCUGGCUGAUUCCAGAAGGCUCACAGCCACCCUAGUUUACACCACAUCUUAUCUGGGCAGAUUUCGACACGUCUGGCAGGAGACGGCACCUACCGUUGCAGACACUGAGCAACAGGCAGCAGCGCCCUAGCCAGCGCCCACUGUGCCGGUUCCUGCCCGACAUUCCACUCGCCUGGGGAGAGGAGCAAUAGCUGACACCUGCACCAAUAGGCCAGCACUUUCACAGGCCAGCUCUUCUGAUCCUCACAAUUCCAUGGAGUCAUUUGGGCAGGUAGAGUCCUCAUUUUACAGCUGAGGAAAGCCAAGCUCUUGGCAAACACAUGACUUGUUGACGUGACUUGUCCAAGUGCACAGAGCUCGUGUGCGGAGCGGCCAGGACAAGCUCGUGGGUUUUCCGGCUUCUCGCUGGGCACCCUUUGCCCUCCUUGGUAGCAGUGGACUCUUCAUGAGCAAACAGCUGUAUAAACAGAGUCCCCAUCAUGGUGAAGCAUUGGGUGAAUGUGACACUGUCCCCACAACCUUGUUGUCCACUUGACAGCUGCUUGGCUUUGGGAAAGAGGUGCCCUCCAGGUGACAACUGCAGUUGUCCAGGUGGCCCUGCAUGAACAAGGCUAAGGGGACACAGACCCCACAGACUGCCAUCCUUCCAGUGUCCAGUUAACUACAGAAGUUAGGUUCACAUCAACAUGUCUAGUUUCUCCAAGUUGCGCGAUAUAGUGAUUUCCUACAGGAGCAUAUGAUAGAAGGACCCACCCUUCCUUGAUUGCCAAGGGGCCAAACUGCACAGCUCUGGGCCCCCACAGCAGGCCAACAAACCCAACCCCAAGAAAGGGGGCUGCACAGAGAAGAAUCAUGGACCCAGCCUGGUCCUGAGGAGGGGCGUAACGUUUCUUUACAGUGAAGGCCCAUCGAGGAGAAAUGCCGAUUAGACACUUGUAGGGUUAAAACAAAUAACAUACUUUGAUUGAAGAUUUUGUCUUUUCAGAGGCAAAGUGGGUGGGUAGGCAGGAGCUUUAAAAAUAGAAGUGCAAAAUAACAUCCUGGAAAAAUAUGACCCCAGAUUGGAGUGAUGUUACAUUAGCAACUACAGAGACCUGGGACUCGCCGCUGGCUGUGGGAUGCCUGUCUGUCGAAGAUUCGCUCAGUCAAGGAAAUUCCAGUGGGGAGGCCUUCCCACCACCAAGGGUAAAAGAAAUCCGCCUCCACCAGCAUCUCCGAAGGCAAAAGCAGCAGAGAGAAAAGGAGAUUUGCUUCUCUUUGGGGACUGCAGUUUAAGAAAUAAAAGUGAUCCGGAGUUAUUUGCACUUUGUAGAAACGGCAAGAAUAUUUGCUUAUUGCUGAAGGGAGGAGGGUGGCCUUUGCUGGAUGUUUGGUUUGUGAGUUACUUUUGAUAAAGUUAAUCUAAUUGUAGUUAUUUUUCCUGUGUGCUUUUUUAUUAAUUACUAAGAAAAAGUGGUGAGUUCAAUAGCUUUGUAUUUUGAGUGCAAAUCAUAAUAGCUCCAAUGUGAAAAAAUCAAAAUGUAACCUGUCACUCAAUGUUAGAAAAUUGCCUAAAAUGUGGUUUAAUAAAUGAUCUUUGUAUCAAACAGUAAUUUAAAUGGGGGUAAUUUUCUGCAAAGAAAAUGUACUGUUUUUACGUUUCCACCCUCUUGAAUUAAAAUAAAAACAAGUUCUUUUCUAA
This is a messenger RNA of Equus caballus (horse), 11973 nucleotides long. NCBI's taxonomy places the organism in Eukaryota, Metazoa, Chordata, Mammalia, Perissodactyla, Equidae. The record is from RefSeq and is a predicted model, not a curated record.